Vicia faba (fava bean) is the source of this 345-nucleotide messenger RNA. NCBI's taxonomy places the organism in Eukaryota, Viridiplantae, Streptophyta, Magnoliopsida, Fabales, Fabaceae. The record is from the annotation of a GenBank genome assembly.
AUGAGCAAAAGAAAGGGUCGAGGAUCGGAAAUGAGCCCUCCUCCAUCACCAGAAAAUGUCAAAUCAUCGCCACCUGAUUUGCCGGAGUUACUGUCUUCAUCUUCAUCUUCGUCUUCGUCUUUGUCUUCGAAAUCAUAUUCGUCAAAGAUGAUUGCUGAUGAGGUAACUUCAAUGGCUACUAAACAAGAUGAUAACGAGGAGGAGUAUGCAAAAGCAGUUACAAAAGAGAUGGUUCUUGUUGGCUGUCCUAAAUGCUACAUGUAUGUUAUGUCAUCAGAGGAUGAACCAAAGUGCCCCAAGUGUAAGACUACUGUAUUUCUUGAUCUUUUUGGAGAUGAAGAUUGA